Anopheles coluzzii is the source of this 2390-nucleotide messenger RNA. RefSeq names its product UDP-glucosyltransferase 2-like. The record is from RefSeq and is a predicted model, not a curated record. NCBI's taxonomy places the organism in Eukaryota, Metazoa, Arthropoda, Insecta, Diptera, Culicidae. Gene Ontology annotation, molecular function: UDP-glycosyltransferase activity. Bases 651 to 2210 code for a protein of 519 amino acids. The transcript has 5 exons.
CCUUUCUCUAAUCUUGUCUAAUGUCUACAAAUCUUACUACCAACUAGUGGCUUAUCAUCAUCAGUUUGUACCCCUAGAUGACAGCAAGAUAACGACACCGAUUUACUGUGCAAACAUGCAAUGAUUGUUAUCUGCCUAUGAUGAUAACGCACUGUCACGCAUAUGUCUCCAGUAGCCAAUUCCGAUAGAUGCACCCCUACACGGUCGAGCCUACUACCCUUCGAAUCCGAUCUGCUCCUCCAUCGGAGCGCUGAUUGGCGGUGACACUGAUUGCAUCCAGCAUAACCGGGUGCGUCGCGUCAAGGGCAACAGUUUCGGUACUGUUGAUGAGGUUAAAUUCAUCUCCACAUCGCCAAAAAGAUGUGCACGAAUACGCACGUACUGCUCGACAUAGCGGGAGAAUGAGAGUGAGAGUAGCGUGUGAUAACACUGAGUGGUACAUAAAUUUUCAUCAUAUGUUCGCUCGUUGUGUUUGUGUCUGAAGGGGGAGAAGGUGCAAUACACCUUCAUUUCUAUAUUUAGUGUACGUGUGUGAAGGUCUUAGUGAACUUGACCACAUCGUGCGGCAGCGUCAAUGCGAUGCGGACACAAUCGAUUUCAGUUUCCCCAAAUUCGUCGCUUUAAGUGGACGCAGUCGUGUUUGGUCCGCGAUGAGGAUUUCGUGGUUCAGUUUGGUUGGCUUCUUGCUGUCGCUGGGAGUUACUGUGAAUGGGGCCAAUAUACUCUGCCUGAUGGGAGUUGCCAGCCCAAGUCAUCAUAUCUGGAAUCGAGCUAUUAUGGACGGGCUAGCCCGCGCUGGGCACAAUCUAACCAUCCUGUCGGCGGAUGUGGAAAAGAACCAACCGAAUAACGUCCACUACGUGCAUCUGGAGGAAAUCUAUCCCACGCUGUACAGCGGUCCCGACUCGAUCGAUCUGAUGGAAAUGGCGAACGAAAAUGUGUUCAAAAGUGUCGUCUCCUUCUAUCGUGACUUUGUAGUGCAUGAAUGUGCUGGAACGCUGAAAUCGAAAGGUUUACAGCAGGUGAUGGACUAUCCGGACGAUUUUCGGUUCGAUCUGGUACUGCACGACUUCACCUGUGGACCGUGUUUGCUCGGUUUGCUGCACAAGUUCAACUAUCCGCCGUUGGUCAGCGUGACCGCGUUUAAUAAUCCACCUUACUCGACGGAGGUGAUCGGGGGACAUAAGUUUUAUUCGUACGUCCCGUUCUACUCGCUCAGCUACGGCACGGACAUGAAUUUCUUCCAGCGCGUUCACAACACGCUGCUUUGUCUAACGGAUGUGGUCUACCGAAACUAUGUUUCCAAUCCUCGAAUCGAUGCGAUGAUGCGAGAGUACUUCCGCUACGAUGAUCUUCCCUACGCUCCCGAGCUAAGCCAGCGAACGAAGUUGAUGCUGGUCAAUGCACACUACUCGAUAGAUUUUCCUGAGGCGGCUCCACCUAACCUAAUCCCGGUCGGUGGACUGCAGAUACGUGAGCCUGCUCCACUGCCCGCCGAUUUGGAGCAGUUCGUUAAUGCAAGCCACAAAGGAGCCGUGCUGUUCUCGCUCGGUACGAACGUGCGUAGUGAUCAGUUGGACAGUGGCCGGCAGCGUAUGAUAGUGGAAGCGCUCCGUCAGCUACCGGACUAUCACUUUCUGUGGAAGUUUGAAACGGAGCUCGGCAUUCCGCUGCCCAAAAAUGUGAUCGUGCGCCCAUGGAUGCCGCAGAAUGAUCUGCUGGCGCACCCAAAGCUGAAGGCUUUUAUAACGCACGCCGGGUUGCUGAGUACGCACGAGGCCACCUGGUAUGGGGUACCGAUCGUGGGUAUCCCUUUCAUAGCAGAUCAGCAUCGGAACCUUGAGCGCUGCGUUCGAUCGGGCAUUGCGAAGCGUGUCGCGUUUCAAACGAUGACUACCGAAGAGCUGCGGGACGCUAUUCGGGACGUGCUGGAGGAUCCACAGUAUCGCACCAACAUGGCGGCACAAUCGGCACUGUUUCGUGAUCAGCCGGAGAAACCGCUGGCAAGGGCUGUUUGGUGGAUCGAGUGGAUACUGCGCCAUCCAGAUGCGACGCAGCUACAGUCGCCGGUGCUGAAGUUGGGCUUUGUGAGAACGUACCUGCUGGAUGUUGCUCUCUUCUUCGCUGCUAUUCCUGUACUGCUUGUGUUCAUCGUUAAGCGAUGGUUGCGAAAGUCGCGAUCGGUCUCGGAGGGCAAGAAGAGGAACUGAUGACAUGUGGGUGUGGUUCCUCAGAUGUCAGCAUUUCAGUUUGUGAGUAAUUCUAACGGAUGUGCCAUAAAUGUUGAUUGUGGAAAUACUAAACCAGGUUCCCAAAGUAUUACAUUGUGGAGGGUUUCAGUCCCUCUUUUGAAAAUAAAUAUUCUGCCAUGUGCCUUUUUUAUGUUUUUA